Boleophthalmus pectinirostris (great blue-spotted mudskipper) is the source of this 2094-nucleotide messenger RNA. RefSeq names its product general transcription factor II-I repeat domain-containing protein 2B-like. The transcript has 2 exons. The record is from RefSeq and is a predicted model, not a curated record. NCBI's taxonomy places the organism in Eukaryota, Metazoa, Chordata, Actinopteri, Gobiiformes, Gobiidae. The coding region runs from base 1 to 948 and encodes 315 amino acids.
AUGAAAUGGGACAGGCCUUCUUUCACCGGAAGUGACGUAUGCGGCCUUAAAACCAGCCUUCGGAGGCUGCAGCCCUCGAAUUGGGACACAGCCCAUGACACAGGAAGUCAAUGGUGCCGGGGCAUGUGCCGGGGUAAACUAGUCCCUAUCAAGAUGUCAAAAAAGAGGAAAGUCGACACUGAAGGUCGCAUCUUUCAGGACAGGUGGAAAGAAAAGUAUUUCUUUUGGGAAGUAGGGGGCAAACCCGUGUGUCUUAUUUGUUCUCAACAAGUUGCUGUAGCAAAGGAGUACAAUAUCAAACGCCACUACGAGACCCACGCCGAGAAGUACUCCGAGUACACGGGGCAACUUCGGACUAAAAAGCUAAAUGAACUAGCAUCAUCGCUACAGAAACAACAAGCCGUGUUCUCCAAAUGUCGAGAUACACACGAAGGGGCAGUGAAGGCAAGCUACAUCAUCGCUUGGGAAAUUGCUAAGGCAUCCAAGCCUUUCUCAGAGGGUGCAUUCGUCAAAACCUGCAUGCUAAAGGCAGCCGAGCUAGUGUGUCCUGACAAGCGACAAGCUUUAGCCAACAUAAGCUUGUCCAGGCCGACAAUGACGGAGAGAAUUGAAGAACUUUCUGGUGAUUUAAAGAGUCAACUAAAAGACAAGGCUAAGUCCUUCAUCGCAUUCUCUGUUGCUCUCGACGAGAGCACUGACGUGACUGAUGUAGCCCAGUUAGCGAUAUUUAUUCGCGGUGUGGACGCUUCCCUGAAUGUCACUGAGGAGUUUGUGUCAGUUGUGCCAAUGACAGACACCACCACAGCUAACGACGUAUUUGUUAGCCUUGUCGGGGCCCUGGACAAACUGGAGGUGAACUGGAGUAGUGCUGUCAGUGUGGCUACCGACGGCGCACCUUCUAUGAUCGGAGAAAGGCAGGAGUGGUUGCGAAGUUCAGAGAAAAGGUAACUGCGGCUAAUCCAGAGCAAGUAUUUUGGAACUUUCACUGUAUACUGCACCAAGAGGCGUUGUGCUGCAAGAGUCUGAAAAUGGACCAUGUCAUGCGUGUUGUUAUUGACACUGUGAAUUUUAUUCGAGCCAGAAGACUUAACCAUAGGCAAUUUGACGUGUUUUUAUUGGAACACGACAUUCAUCAUGGCCUUCCCUAUCACACCGAUGUGCGUUGGUUGAGCCGAGGCGCAGUGCUGAAACAGUUCUACAAAUUACGCACAGAGAUAGCCGAGUUCAUGCAGGGUAAAGGGAAGCCUGUGGUGGAAUUGGACGACCCAGAAUGGACCAGGGAUCUUGCCUUUUUAGUGGACAUUACCGAACAUCUAAAUGUGUUGAAUGUUACUAUGCAGGGCCGCAACAAACUCGUCACAGAGUAUUAUGAUAGUGUUCGUGCUUUUCAAAGUAAACUGGCGUUGUGGGAGAAGCAGCUCCGCCAGCGCAACGCCGCUCACUUCCCUUGUCUUAAAUCUCAACCUGUCAAUCAUCGGAGUAUGGACAAGUAUGCAAUCUUGCUUUCUGGACUCGGGCAUGAGUUUGACACUCGAUUCACGGUUUUUACUGAACUGGAAAAGGACUUUGCGCUGUUUCGCUCUCCAUUCACAAUUGACGCUUCCGAGGUCCCAGAGGCGAUCCAAAUGGAACUGAUAGAACUGCAGUGUUCGGCGCUGUUGAAGGAAAACUACGCAUCUGUUGCGAUCGAAUCAUUCUAUCAAUCCUUGCCACCAGAGUACCCAAUGCUCACGGCCUUUGCAGGUAAAAUACUUUGUAUGUUUGGGACAACAUAUUUAUGUGAGCAGGCGUUUUCCGUGAUGAAUAUUAAUAAAUCGAAAGUGCGAAAUCGCUUGACGCACGGACAUCUGAAUGAUGUUAUGAAAAUAACCACUGCGCAGAAACUGUGCCCCGAUGUGGAUAAACUGGUGAAAGUUAAAAGGUGUUUGGCCUCGACAAGUAAAAUGUAGUUGAAGUAGGCUGGUCUCCUUUUUGAUUAUAAUCCUGCGUGAUAUGGGUGGGAGGGAUUACAGAGGUUGGGGCUAACUGACGGUCUGUGUAGGCUUGUGUCAUAGUUGACCGGUGAUACUGGCAAAGUUAAAGUGCCUCAUCUGU